ACCGUUGAGCUGCCAAAGCAACUCGUGAUCUCGUGAAUAUCGCGGGGAACGUGGGUGUUAAAUGAUCGGAACGGAUUUGUGAUCAAUCUUUUGUGUGUGCCUCCCAUUGUGGAUGCAAAGAGUGUUGAUGGGAAGUCAUUUGUGAGCGAGAGAGAGCUUUUGGGGGAAGAGAAUUGAGACGCAGAUUCGCUGCCCCCAUGUUUGCCAUCCAUGGAAUUUUUUAACGCUUUUCAGUCGUCAAAGCAUUUUCCGCGAAUUCGCACGUGUGCGCGUCUACCUUGGGUAUAUAGCCAUCGCCCAGAAGCCCAUACACUUGAGAUCAUCGGCUAAAAAAGCAAUUUGACCAUCUUUUUUUUCCGAGAAAGCCCCAUCCAAAAUUUGCUUUUCGUAAGAGCUUUCACCGUGACCCCGUGAAGGAGAGUUCACACGGCUACAGCAGGAAAAUUCCUAAUCUCUCAAAGCAUUAAAUCGAGCUAAAUUAAUGGGGGCUGCAAUUAAACCCUAAUGAGAGACUUCAAUGGAAUGUUUUGGGGUGUGUGAAAAAAAGUGCGUUCCAGUGCGGUGUGUGUUGGGAAAGAAGUGAUUUUUAUGAGUGUAUUAAUAGCAAAUAUACACUCUUCGCGUCAAGGUGAUAAGCUACUUGUGUUUCCAAUAGAGUAACAUAUAAGUAGUAUCUAUUUUUUCAUAUUUAUUUACUCUUUUUUUUUCACCAAACCCACUGAUACAUACACUUUUGUCAAAGAGAUAACGCGCAAAGUGAAGAAGCUCGGGCAGUUCCUUUCGUCACUCCAGCACAAAAUGAACAAUAUUUCAGUUUAUGGCGAACCGUGAUUGACUUUUGUGGUUGUGUCGGGUAUUUGCGGACCCAUUUGCACGUUGGGUAUCCCGCGCGGAGGAUUUAUCAGUGCGAAGGGUUCCCUUUCUUCAUACAUUAAAUUGAAGAAAAAAAAACAUUUAUAUAUAAUUCUCAAUCAUCAAUUAUUCCUCUGGAAGUGCGUGAUGUCGGUGUGUGUGACGUCGUCGGCAAAUGGGGGCACUAUGGCGUUGCCUCAUUUGCCGUUGGUGCCAACAAUGAUGGGACAAACACACCUGCCCAUGGCUCCAACUAAUCUAGGCCCUACAACACUUGUGGAUCAACAGACAGGCCUCUCGGCAUCGGAUCAUCCCAAUCCUGACAUGCUGCUGGCUCUCAUAGCUCGCAAUAAGGCGCUCGAAGCCACAAUUCCAAAGUGCGGAGGUUGCCAAGAGUUAAUCCUAGACAGAUUCAUCCUUAAGGUGUCAGACAGGACGUGGCACGCCAAGUGCCUCCAGUGUAGUGAGUGCCAUGCGCAGCUGAAUGAGAGAUGCUUCGCAAAAAAUGGGCAACUCUUCUGCAAAGAUGACUUUUUCAAACGCUACGGCACAAAGUGCUCAUCCUGUGAUCUCGGCAUUCCGCCCACGCAGGUCGUCCGGCGGGUCCAUUCAAAUGUGUACCACAUGCAGUGCUUCGCGUGCGUGAUUUGCGCCCGUCAACUCAACACCGGCGAUGAGUUCUACCUCAUGGAGGAUCGUAAGUUACUCUGUAAGCCCGACUAUGAGGCUGCCAAGACCAAAGGUGUGUACAUCGAUGGAUCCCUCGAUGGGGAUCAACCCAAUAAGAGACCACGCACCACCAUUACGGCAAAACAACUUGAAACCCUCAAGAGCGCCUACAAUAAUAGUCCUAAACCAGCUCGGCAUGUCCGGGAACAGCUAUCACAAGACACUGGGCUGGAUAUGAGGGUGGUGCAGGUGUGGUUUCAGAAUAGGAGAGCAAAGGAAAAACGUCUGAAGAAAGAUGCAGGAAGAACGAGAUGGAGUCAGUACUUUAGAUCAAUAAAAGGAGGAGGAUCACCGAGGCAUGACAAACUUUUGGACAAAGAUGAGCUCAAAGUUGAUCUGGACAGUUUUAGUCAUCACGAUUUGAGCAACGACAGCUACAGUACAGUCAAUAUGGGGCUAGAGGAUGGAGCUUCACCGCAUAGCGGUCGAGGCUCCUACGUCCAUGGAAGUGGAAGUCCUCCGCCCUACCUUUCAAGUCACUCACCUCCGCCCAUGGGACCAGGACACGCCUAUGCACCUUAUUCUGACAAUAUCGUCUACACGCCACUCGGUCAGCCUGUUGGUGGAAUGAUGCACAAUUCGCACCACGGAUUGCAGGGUAGUGCUGUAUCUGACCUCAGCAAUGACUCUAGUCCAGCUCAUGCAUACCCCGACUUCCCACCAAGCCCAGACUCCUGGCUAGGCGACUCCACCACCAGCAAUGCUCCGGCCAUCAAUAGCUCAUCACACUACUGAUAUUCAAGGCACAGCGUCCGCAGCAUCCUUUUCGCGGAGAAAUGAUGUUGGAAUACGUAACAAGACCACCAAAUUCGGUGGCAAAACCGCUGGCGGUUACCCUACAUUCCCUGGCGCAUUCAGUCUACCCAUCCUUGUCGACACAAGGAUCGCUGAGGCUGAGCUAACAAAACAUCAGGAGGAAGCAUAAACACCGUCAAGCAUAAAUUUUUGAGGCUACAUUUGAGAAAUUGGCCAAGAAAAAAAAACAUGAAGGAUCCACCUGUGAAAAGGAUCAAGGCAUCGAAAGGAAGUCCAUUAAAGAAAAAAAUUCAAAUCUUCAACGCAUGGAAGGUUAGCUUCUCACAGAGCAGCAAUCUAAAUGAGAUUUUUCCCAUUGAACAUCCUCUAAAAAAAAAACUUAUAACCAAAUUAACAAAUUUUACCAAAAUAAUUUUAUUAGGAUUCGAAUCUAGUCUUUAAAUUAAGAGAACACAGAAUGUAUAAAAGAAAACUCCAUGAAAAACUGUACAAUAGAAAAUAAAGAGAAUGAAUGAUGUGAGAUAAAACUUAAUUCACGAAUUAAA
Lutzomyia longipalpis is the source of this 2882-nucleotide messenger RNA. RefSeq names its product LIM/homeobox protein Lhx3 (gene Lim3). The record is from RefSeq and is a predicted model, not a curated record. Gene Ontology annotation, molecular function: RNA polymerase II transcription regulatory region sequence-specific DNA binding; DNA-binding transcription factor activity, RNA polymerase II-specific. The transcript has 6 exons. Gene Ontology annotation, biological process: neuron differentiation; regulation of transcription by RNA polymerase II. Gene Ontology annotation, cellular component: nucleus. Bases 1000 to 2316 code for a protein of 438 amino acids. Lineage: Eukaryota; Metazoa; Arthropoda; Insecta; Diptera; Psychodidae.